AUGGAUAAUUUGGAGAAAACCAUCCAGUAUCGUCCUGGACUAGAUCUUGUUGUAAAGUCUCUUAGUGCUAGAAUUGGACCGCACGAGAAGAUUGGAAUAGUUGGUAGAACAGGCGCUGGGAAAUCAUCUGUAACGCUUGCGCUAUUUCGAGUGAUAGAGCCUUGUGAAGGCCGAAUUGUCAUCGACGGCAUAGAUAUAGCGAAAUUAGGUUUACAUGAUCUGAGGAGGCACUUGACAAUCAUACCACAAGAUCCCGUUCUCUUCUCGGGAACUCUUCGUUUCAAUCUUGAUCCAUUUGGUAGCCAUUCGGACAGCGAAAUAUGGAACGCUCUUGAAAUGGCAAACCUGAAGCCUUUCGCUCUAGAACAACACGGUCAACUGGACUGCAUAAUUACGGAAGGUGGUGAAAACAUCAGUGUGGGCCAAAGGCAAUUAGUGUGUCUGGCUCGUGCACUGCUGCGGAAAACACGUGUUCUCGUACUGGAUGAGGCGACCGCAGCUGUCGAUAUGGGCACAGAUGCUCUUAUUCAGCGUACGAUUCGGAGAGAGUUCUCAGACAGCACCGUUCUGACAAUUGCUCACAGACUUAAUACUAUAAUGGAUUAUGACAGGUUCGUGUGGUUGCCACUUCCUAUUUAA
This is a messenger RNA of Cooperia oncophora, 639 nucleotides long. Lineage: Eukaryota; Metazoa; Nematoda; Chromadorea; Rhabditida; Trichostrongylidae. The record is from the annotation of a GenBank genome assembly.